Molecule: messenger RNA, 2010 nt
Organism: Penicillium argentinense
Lineage: Eukaryota; Fungi; Ascomycota; Eurotiomycetes; Eurotiales; Aspergillaceae
Exons: 3
Coding region: 1-2010 (669 amino acids)
Source: RefSeq, a predicted model, not a curated record
AUGCCACCCUCUCUUCGAAAUAUCUUUCGACCUUCCAAGUCGGCCGACCCACCCCCGCGAUCUCGUAACACCUUGUCUCGCCUGCGUCGCACCGGGUCUCUGACACCGUUGAACCAACCAGAUGACGUCGUUUCAGAAUUACCCGAGGCAGUUAACCUGUCUAAAGCGGCAUCUGUGACCGAGGCUCGGGCUAUUACAGAGGAGAUACAAUCAGACAACGAUAGCACGCAACAUGGGGAGCAUACAGGGCCCGGUAGCAGAAGCGCCGCCUCUAGUGUUUCUCGGCCCAACCGUUCGAAACGCUUCAAGGAGAUCAUGGCACGUUUUCGGCGCAGCAAGUCUCAUGAGCCAACUGAUGGUUCAGAGGAGGCACAAGACACGGAGUCUCCAGCGCCCUCGGAACUUCAGGUUACAGGCAAGGAAGUAGGAGCAGAGGUGACGACAACAACUGAUCUCGCUCAGAGAGAUCCUCCUCUCUCACACAACCCAUCCCCAGCCGAACCGACUGGGAACCAGCAACGAAAUGUUAGUGCCCAGACGGCUGAAUCUCACAACUCAAAGGAAACAUCACUGACCACCAUCCGUCAUCCACCCAUGGACAUUGAAUUGCCCGCUGACUGGUUUGCGACGGUAUUGGCGCAGUGUUCUAGCGAGACAAGACAUUUUGCAGAAGCAUCCGAUCCGUUUUCCGAUAGCAAGACAGCAGAGGUCAGUAUAGCACAGGUUGCAUGUGCGUCUUCGAAGCAUUCGCACUCAUCAAGGAGCUCCAAGGGCAAGAGACCAGCUGAGAGUGUUCAAGAAAACGACGCGUUCGAGAUCGCACCGCCGAGAUCUUCCAAAGUUCCCAGUGCUCGCAGCUCGCGCCAGGUAUCAGGUCAUCGAACUCCUUCUGCAGCCACCACUGGCUCUGUUUCGUCGACCCGGCUUGAUCCAAAUAAGGCGGUUGAGGGGUUCAACUACCUUGCGGGUCAGCUGAACCUCCCUCUUAGCAUCACGGCUGAGGAAACUUCGAACUUUGAAUCCGAAGAAACAAGAGGUAGAGCUACCGAUGUAGAGAGCAAUUCGCGACGACGACUCCGACUGACCCGCCGAGUUCGCCCAGUGCAGUCUAACCUGGAUCUUGAUACAUCCUCUUCCUUCCAGACGCCCGUUUCCAAGCUGCGGCGCACGAAGACCUUUGCCAAUCUUACUCGACGUCCCAGCCCCAUGAGCACCUUGAAAGGGAAGUCUCUCGAGCAUAUCGCUCGUUUGGGUGGACACAGCUAUUUGGUCUGGGGAUCUGGCAUCCUUCCUGCACCACUCCAGCUGCCGGCAUGUAUUGUGGCGAUGGCCGUAUAUCUGCGGAAAUAUGGGGCUAACGUUAAUGGUCUUUUCGUGGAGCCGGGCGACGUCAAGGAGGUCCACCGCCUGUACGACUAUUUUGCCUCCCAAGUGCUGGAUGCCGAGAAGGAAGCGUCCCAUAUCUCGAUGACUUUGCGGACGAUCGCCAUGCCGCAGUGGGAGGGCGAAGCGGACAAUGCCCACACGCUGAGCGUGGGGUGGACACUGCGAGUUAUUUUGACCGGCCUGCCUUUCGGCAUUCUCGGCUCUCCCCGUCUCUACCGGAUUCUCAAGGAUAUCUAUCUUGCCGCGCUGCCCAACACCCAGCGAGUUCAGCUCAUCACGCUCGCCAUCAUCGCUCUGACCAGCGAGAUGGAACGAGCCCUGAUCUGCGCCAUCUUUGGCCUGUUGACCAGCUUACUACAACAGAUGGACGAGCCCGCCUUGCCCGAAGAGCCCGAUCCCGGGACUGCGCUCCGGACAGUGGCGAGCCUGGACAAGUCGGGCGGGUUCGCGCGGGUAUUUGGACCGAUGCUGUUGGGAGUUUCUCGACAAGACCGCGGCCUGGCUGACAUGACGGAUGAAGAGCGAGAGGUUGCCGAUGAACGGGUGGCGCAACUGCUGAUUGACAAUUGGCGCUCUGUGAAUCGCCAAUUGCGAGGGUGGGCUACGGUGGUCAAACUCGAAUGA